GAAAUAAAGUUCUUUACAAAUAUCAUUUGUGCGAAAAAUGCUACAUGAAAUGUAGCAAAAGAUAACUAAUGCAAGAUGGGCCAAACCUUCACACACGAUAAUGAUACCCUUACAAAUUAUUCUUACACCUAUGAUGUGGUCAGGGACGAAAAGGACGUCUGCGCUGUCGCCGACGACCCGAAAUACCCAAGCAGCGUAGGAAUAACUCUCGCGGUACCAGAAUGGGAGGCCAUCUGCACCGCGAUAGUCCUGACCCUUAUCAUUAUAUCGACGAUUGUAGGAAAUAUUCUAGUAAUCCUAAGCGUUUUCACGUACAAACCACUACGAAUCGUUCAGAAUUUCUUUAUUGUCUCGCUCGCUGUAGCCGACCUAACCGUAGCAAUAUUGGUCUUGCCUCUGAACGUGGCUUACUCGAUUCUAGGCCAAUGGGUUUUCGGAAUUUAUGUCUGCAAAAUGUGGUUAACGUGUGACAUAAUGUGUUGCACGUCAUCCAUUCUGAAUCUGUGCGCAAUUGCGCUGGAUCGAUAUUGGGCCAUUACUGAUCCUAUAAAUUACGCACAAAAGCGGACACUCGAGAGAGUACUUCUAAUGAUUGGAAUAGUAUGGGCCCUCUCCCUUAUUAUCAGUUCUCCACCGCUUCUCGGUUGGAACGAUUGGCCCGAAGUAUUUCUGCCCGACACUCCAUGCCGCCUCACGUCCCAACCAGGCUUUGUCGUAUUUUCUGCUUCGGGGUCAUUUUACAUUCCGCUAGUCAUAAUGACUGUAGUUUACUUUGAAAUUUACUUGGCAACAAAGAAAAGACUCAGAGAUCGUGCUAAAGCAACUAAAAUCAGUACGAUCUCUAGUGGUCAAAACCGUUAUACGACAAAAGAGAGCGAUCAGCAAGAUCAGGAUUCAGUGAGUUCUGAAACCAAUCACAACGAGCACCAAGGAGUAACUCGGCUAGUUUCUGACGAGAAAAGGAAAAAGUCAAAGAUGUCGACGAAGAAGUCAACACCAAAGAAAAAGCCAAAGAAGCGUUAUUGGAGCAAAGAUGACAAGACUCAAAAUAAAUUGAUUAUUCCGAUUUUGUCCAAUGAAAACUCUGUGACUGAUAUUGCAGACAAUAUUGAUAAGGCGACAUCUUCGGAGAGUAACUCCAAAGAAACACAAGAUGAAGUGGAGGUUGCGGAAGAGAUUACGGUAAAACCACAGAAUCGUCCCAAGCCGUGUCAACAGAGCGCUGUAUACCAGUUUAUUGAAGAAAAACAAAGAAUAUCUCUUACUCGCGAGCGGCGAGCGGCGAGGACUUUAGGAAUAAUAAUGGGCGUCUUUGUAGUUUGCUGGCUCCCAUUCUUUGUUAUAUACCUCGUGAUCCCGUUCUGCGCAAGCUGUUGUCUAUCCAAUAAGUUCAUAAACUUCAUAACAUGGCUCGGUUACAUAAACUCGGCUUUGAAUCCUUUGAUAUACACAAUUUUCAAUAUGGAUUUUAGAAGAGCUUUUAAGAAAUUACUAUGUAUAAAACAAUAAGGAAACUUAGUUUGUGCCAAAUUGUAAAUAAUGUAGCGUUAUUUAUUACGCUUAAAAAGUUAUAGAAGCCGCUGGGUUGCUCAAAUUGAAAAGUUUGUAUCAUUCGUCUUAGUUGUAGAAGUUAUAUAUAAUAAAGUAUAAUAUAAUGUUGUCAUUUUUGCAAAUUCUCUGCAUAGUGUUAGGUGAGUGAUUUUGAUGGUUAUGCUGUGUACAAAUUAAUUAAUCACCAUUUGAAGUUUUGUAGAAAGUUUUAUGUAUACAUAAGGUGUAUGGUACAUGAUAUUUGUGCAUGGCACAGUAGUUAGCGAUUAUACGC
Hyposmocoma kahamanoa is the source of this 1825-nucleotide messenger RNA. RefSeq names its product octopamine receptor (gene Oct-TyrR). The record is from RefSeq and is a predicted model, not a curated record. The transcript has a single exon. Gene Ontology annotation, molecular function: octopamine receptor activity. Gene Ontology annotation, biological process: adenylate cyclase-activating adrenergic receptor signaling pathway. The coding region runs from base 76 to 1509 and encodes 477 amino acids. NCBI's taxonomy places the organism in Eukaryota, Metazoa, Arthropoda, Insecta, Lepidoptera, Cosmopterigidae. Gene Ontology annotation, cellular component: membrane.